UUCGGCUAUAUAAGGAAAAUGCAACGAGAGCUCAGUGCUUUUCUGUAUCAUUUCUGUAUAUUUUUACGCGUAGAUGGCACGACCAGCACAGGUGGCAUGACUGCAGUUCCUGAGAAGGAGGUGCACAUUUUUGCUUGUUUCUGGAACCUGGAGCUGUGCGAUCCUUUUGGUUUCCCUUUUACUCGUAUCUAAACAUGUUUACAAAGUUUUGAUGAUGCCUGAAAACUAGACUCGUGCCGAAUUUUUACCAUGUAUUUGAAUCUUCUGUUGCUGUUUUGCUUUAUCAGUCAUUGUGGUACCACUCCUGUACCUGUGACGGGGGGGAAAGGAGGAGACGUCACACUGACAUGUGAAUCUGAGGCCAGAGACAUUUCUGCUCUAGCUUUAAGCAGACUGUCAAAAAACAUCCUUGUCUGUGAGAGAGAAGAAUGUAAGAGUGAAAACAGCAGAUUUUUUAAAGAAGGAUCAUGUGACGUCAUCAUCAAGGAUCUGAUCUACAGUGACGCUGGGAAAUACUUUCUGAGAGUCUAUUACAGUAAUGAUCAGACAGAAAUCCUGCAAUAUAAACUUCAUAUUCAUGAUGAGAUCUCAGUGAAGAAAGGAGAGGAUCUGAAGUUGGAUGUUCUGUUGACCAACGCUGAUAAAGUGGAGAGAAACUCUGGCUCCGGCUGGACAGAGCUGUGGAGGAGAGGUCACGGGGUCAGCAGUGAUGGACUGAGCGUCAGUGAGCAGACUCUGAUCAUUCAUGAGUUUACAGACACUGACUCUGGAUCAUACAGAGUUCUGGACUCUAAUAAUGAAGCCUUGGUCACAGUCACAGUCACAGUGGUAUCUACAGGAUCUGGCUCAACAGGAGAACACACAGCUUACCCCCAUCGUGAUCGAGAACCUUUGAGUUGGCUAAUGAAAGUGAAUGGGAUUUUUGUGAUUACGAUAUUUAUUGCAUAUAUAGUGAUUAUGGUAAUUCAGAUUGUGUUGAGGUUUGCUGGAAGGUUCUGGUGAGAUCACUUGUAAUUUUCCUUGAGCACUAAACAUCUUCAGAGGAUUCUGUCUACAUAUUUCUCCAAUAUAUACUGUUUACAUCAUGAUUCGAUUAGUUUCAAGUGGCCUAGUUAAAGAUUUGGACUAUAGUGACUGAAGGGUGACCAAACCUAGUUCUUGAACUAAGAAUUAUAGUUUUUAUUGAAUAGCAACCAUUGUUUCUAA
This is a messenger RNA of Pimephales promelas (fathead minnow), 1206 nucleotides long. The record is from RefSeq and is a predicted model, not a curated record. NCBI's taxonomy places the organism in Eukaryota, Metazoa, Chordata, Actinopteri, Cypriniformes, Leuciscidae.